Blumeria graminis f. sp. triticale is the source of this 1266-nucleotide messenger RNA. Lineage: Eukaryota; Fungi; Ascomycota; Leotiomycetes; Helotiales; Erysiphaceae. The record is from the annotation of a GenBank genome assembly.
AUGUCUGGAACCCCCGCCUUACAAAAUGAUCCCCUACUUUUGCUCCGGAAAUCAAUUGCUUCUAACGCUCCUUUUAUGCCCACCAUAGGCAAGAAAGAAAACUCUGCGACGACUGAAGAACCUAGCCUAGCCACUGCCACGCAUUUAUACUUCACAUCACCAAAGCCAAGGCAUGUUUCACUUAGUAUCCUCACAAGAUUCAUAUCAUCUGCGAAGCCCGUCGAUCUUCGCAGUAUUUAUUUCGCCUGGCUUAAGAGAGAAUCCGCUAUCCCCGAAUAUAACGCUGCCGCAUUGGCACUUAAUACAGAGCUUGGAACAGGCUUCGAAAUCCACAAAUUAGCAUUCGUCGAGCGCCUUGACUUGAUAACUUGGCUUGAGGGAGCUAGUGAAGAAAGUGAAUACAUCAAACCAUUCGUCGAAGAGAGUAUAUCAACGACACCAAGUACACAGGUUUCCGGUAAUCAUGGGGCUGCUGUACCUACCAGUAGCCAACGAAAGACAAAAACUAUAGACCCACGCCUCGCCGAAAUUUAUUUCAGCGAGAGACAGCUAGGUGAUAGAAACACACUACUUCGGGGAACCAAACCAACAGAUUUCUCCCAUGUUCGCAAGCUUGCCGCGCCUUUCAAUGCGCGUAAAGUUGCCGCCGCAGCGGCCCAAGCAGCAGCAGUCGCAGCAGCAGCCUCACAGAACCCUGUAGCUUUUCCACAAAACUCGAAAGGCCCAGUACGACGUCCAGAUCCUAUAAUCCUUCUCUCACCAUCGGCUUCAUCUCUACUAAAGAUGUCAAACAUCAAAUCCUUCCUAGAAAAUGGCGCCUACAUCCCAGCUGAUGGCGCAAACUCAACGUCGACUUCGAGCGCAUCAAUCUUACAUAUCUCUCGAUUAUUACCGAGUAUUGAUUCAAAUAGAGCUAUUCGAUUUAUCAUCGUCGAUACACCCGAGCAAUUCAAGCCAGAGUACUGGGGUCGUGUCGUGGCCGUUUUCACAACAGGCCAAGUGUGGCAGUUUAAAAGCUAUAAGUGGCAGCAGCCAACUGAUUUAUUCCGCCACACGCUUGGUGUUUACAUUGGUUGGCGAAAUGAGCCUUUACCCGAGACCGUGCGCGGCUGGGGAAGGGGGGUUUUAAGUGUCGGUAUCGACAGUUAUGUACCUGGGGGGAGCCGUUGGCGGGACCGCGAGGUAGUAGAAGGGAUCUGGAAGAAUGUCGAAGAAGGAAUGCGUGCCAGGGGAUGGACGCGUGAUAAUGGCCCCUUGAAUGUCUAA